Lactuca sativa (garden lettuce) is the source of this 1197-nucleotide messenger RNA. RefSeq names its product glyoxalase II 3 (gene GLY3). Gene Ontology annotation, cellular component: mitochondrion. Gene Ontology annotation, biological process: glutathione metabolic process; hydrogen sulfide metabolic process. Lineage: Eukaryota; Viridiplantae; Streptophyta; Magnoliopsida; Asterales; Asteraceae. Gene Ontology annotation, molecular function: sulfur dioxygenase activity. The record is from RefSeq and is a predicted model, not a curated record.
CCAACCGCCAUGGCAGGCCAAUGGAAUCCCGGAUUCCGCUCAUUUGUUUAUUCGCCAAUUUGCAUAAGAGAGCAGAAAUCAAAGCACACGGAUUUCACAUUUCAGCGAUCGAAUUACAGCUGGUUUAAUGUUGAUAUAGUCGCCAUAAAAUACAAAAAGAGUUGAAGAUAUGCUACGCUUUAGAUGUUUAUGGUUGUCUAGUUGUUCGUCACUACCUUUUAAUCAACAAUUUGCUCCUUCUCCAAUCCUAUCUUCAUUAAGAUCGAAAAUGGCAGCGGUUUCGUACUCAACACAAUCGUCAUCAUCAUCAUCAAAGAAGUUGCUGUUUCGUCAGUUAUUCGAGAAAGAAUCAUCUACUUACACCUACCUUCUUGCCGAUGCUUCUCAUCCAGAUAAGCCUGCUUUGUUGGUUGACCCUGUAGACAGGACAGUGGAAAGGGAUCUUUCUCUUGUAAAAGAUCUGGGGUUGAAACUUGUAUAUGCUAUCAACACCCAUGUGCAUGCAGAUCAUGUCACUGGAAGUGGACUAAUCAAGACAAAAGUUCCUGGUGUCAAAUCCAUCAUCUCCAAAGCAAGCAAAGCAUCAGCAGAUAUUCUUGUUGAAGCUGGUGAUAAGAUCCAAUUUGGUGAUCUUUACUUGGAGGUUCGUGCAACUCCAGGGCAUACAGUAGGCUGUGUUACAUAUGUUACAGGAGAUGGAGCUGAUCAACCUCAACCAAGAAUGGCUUUUACUGGUGAUGCUGUUUUAAUACGUGGAUGUGGAAGAACAGAUUUUCAGGGUGGAAGUUCACAGCAGCUAUAUGAAUCUGUCCAUUCACAGAUCUUUACAUUGCCAGAGGACACAUUUAUUUAUCCUGCUCAUGAUUACAAAGGGUUCACGGUUAGCACUGUGGGAGAAGAGAUGCUGUAUAACCCACGACUUACUAAAGAUGAGGAGACAUUUAAAAGCAUCAUGGAAAAUUUGAAGUUAUCGUAUCCAAAGAUGAUAGAUGUAGCAGUGCCAGCAAAUAUGGUUUGUGGGUUGCAAGAUGUGGAGUCAAAAGCUGCAUGAUAAUUGAUAAUACUUGUAUUAUGCCUUACUAUACAAGAUCGAACUGCAUAUAGGAAAAAAUAAAAUAUAGAUUUGUAAAUAAGAAGUUUGCGAAAUUCGCAGCUUUAACAUUCACGCGUCAAUGGAUGUUUUAAGACUUGUUGUAA